This is a messenger RNA of Chilo suppressalis (striped riceborer), 5128 nucleotides long. The record is from the annotation of a GenBank genome assembly. NCBI's taxonomy places the organism in Eukaryota, Metazoa, Arthropoda, Insecta, Lepidoptera, Crambidae.
UUUGGCGGGAUUUCAUCGAGUGCGGUUGGCGUCUUAUUUUAAUUAUUCUUAAAUUCGUUCAUAGUGGAUAUUGUGAAAUAAAAUUGGUGUGGUUUUGUGUAACAACUGUCUGCGUAACUGAAGAAUUAGUGGAAUCAUUAAAAUAUACGCUAUUCCGGUCAAGUGGACGUGAGAAUUUUAUUGUAGUGUUGACUACCUCACAGAAGCUUAUCGAAAAAGCCAACUCGAUACAUUUCGUGCCAAACACUCCAAGAAACAUUAGAAUGCGUCACACCGACAUUCUAAUGUAUAAACAAAAAGAAGAUUUUAAUUCAAGACCAGGCUGUAUGGGCAUUGUUCCCUUUGCCUUCCCUAGAACGGGAGAAACUUCAACAAAAAAAAAAAGGAGGACCGUGCGUCUCCCGUCACCGGAAAUUUGGCGGGAUAAAAACUUAAACUUAGGGGUUUUGCGUUUAUUUAUUGCAAAAUAAGAAUAUUUUUUAAAGCAGGUUGUAUAAACCAAGAGAGAAAGUUAAUGAUUUUAUAAAAAUUAAAGUUUCACUAAUUUUAUUCUACUGCGAGCGCUGUAAAGAUGUUGAUAACUUCUUAAAAUGCCGGCGACAUUUGAAACUCCUUCCAGGACUCCCAGUCCCACGCGAGGACAAGGUUAUAAUGUAGAGGAAAAUGAUCCGAUCAAUCAACCAAUCUCAACAACAUUAGAAAGAUCAAAAUUAGCAUUCUGCAAUGGAAAUGGAACUUCUGUCAAAAGAAGUAGAAGCCCAACAGUAGAUGACAUCACCGUUUUAUGUAAAAAGGUCAAGAGGGACGAGUCUUUGAACAAUAAUGAAGACACAAGCAUUCAAAAUGAAUUUGAUAAGCAUGAUAAAAUUCAAAAUAAAAGCAUGGAACAAAGUAAUGGUCUUGCAUCUAAAUUAUCAGGGCAACAGUCUGAUGAAAAUAGUGACCAUUUAUUUAAUGAGACUUCAAAGAAUUCACAAAAAAUCAAUGAAUUGGAUAAAAGCAAUGAUGUAUUGGCUGCUUCCAUCAACACUGGAAAUAUGUCUCUUGAUGAGAAAUGUGAUAUAUGUGGUCAAUUUUUAAAUAACUCUGAUAUUAUAUUUUAUCAAGGACAUCCACAAGAUGCUUUAGAAGAAUUUAUUGCUCUUACUAAUGAGAAACUAGUUCUGGCAUCAGGUGAUGAUGGAGAUAUAAUGGAAAGACCACAAACAAAUAUAACUGGAUUUUCCAUUUUUGAUGAGCAAGGUCAUCUGUGUCCUAUAGAUGGAGGUCUUAUAGAAAAUGAUAUUCGAAUAUAUAUGUCAGGGUAUUUAAAAUCAAUAUGCUCUGAAUCACCAGAUAUUGAUGAAGAAUCAAUACCUGUAAAAGAUGUUGGUCCAAUUAUUGAAUGGUUUAUUCAUGGCUUUGAUGGUGGUGAGAAAAAUUGUAUUACACUCUCAACUGAAUUUGGCGAAUACAAUUUGAUGAGGCCUAGUGAACAGUACACACCUCUUAUGAAUAAUUUAUAUGAAAAAAUAUGGUUGAGUAAGGUAGUUGUUGAAUAUUUAGAAGAAUAUCAUUACCUACAACCAACAUAUGAAGAUUUACUUGAAGUGCUUAGAGAAUCAACGAUCCCUGAGUUAGAUGAUUUAAAAAUGAGUGAGGAAAUGCUCCACAAACAUGCACAAUUUGUAUGUGAUCAAGUUGUCAGUUUGGAAGCAAACGAAGAUGACGAACCACUUAUUACAUUACCAUGUAUGCGAGAACUUAUAAAACUAAUGGGUAUAAAAUUUGGUAAAAGGAAAGUGAGAGCUAAAAUUGAUUACAAAAAGAUUGACAAGAAGGCUUGGACUAAAGCUACUACUACACCUUUAAUAAGGAAAACUUUCGAAAGUUUUUUUAGUAAUCAAUUAGAUAAAACAAAUCAUGAAUUAACUUUACGGAGAAAAAGAUGCGGUGUUUGCGAAGCUUGCCAACUACCAGAUUGUGGUGAAUGUAAUGCAUGCAAGGCUAUGGCAAAGUUUGGUGGUCAUGGAAGAACAAAGAAAGCAUGUGUCAGGAGAUUAUGUCCAAAUAUGGCUGUUGAACAAGCUGAAGAUUCAGAAUUAGAUGAUGAAGAGGAUUUCCAAAUCAUGGCUGAGAAGAAACAACAUGAUAAAAUAGAUGACAUUGUGCCAGUCAAAUUAACUGGCACUAAUAAUAGAAAAAUUAGCUGGGUUGGAGAACCUAUAAAAGCAGAUUCAACUAAGAUUUAUUUUGAAAAAGUGGAAAUUGAAGGAUCUGAACUCCAAAUUGGAGAUUUUGUAAUGGUUGAAACCUCUCAGGCUAAUAUUCCUACCUUGGUUGCUAGAGUUGUUUAUAUGUGGAAAGAUUUGAACAAUCCCAAAGCAGGAUAUUUUCACGGAGAGGUGUUUAUCAGAUCAUCUGACACAAUUUUAGGUGAAGUAGGUGAUCCAAGAGAAGUAUUUUUGGGUGACAGGUGUUGUCAUGGUGCACCUUUAUCUUCAAUAUUGCGGAAAGCCUGUGUAGAAAAAAAAAAUAUACCUAGUGAUUGGUUCAAAUUAGGUGGGAAGGAAGUGUGUGAUGAAUCUUUUGAAGAUGAUGGUAAGACUUACUUUUAUAAAAAAUAUUAUGAAAGAUUUACUGCUCGUUUUGAAGACAUACCUGAAGAUCCAAUAUGCCCAAAUGAUUUAAGAAAACACAGAUUUUGUCCUUCUUGUGAGCGUAAAACAAGAAAAGAUGGAAAGAAUAUACCCAAAGUGUUUGGAAAACUUGCUGAAAAAACCGCUUUGGUGCCAGAAAAAAAUAAAACGGAAUGGUCUUCGGUUAGAUGGCAGGAUUAUGAUUAUAAAAAAGGCUGUGGAGUAUUUUUAAAACCAGGCACAUUCUUGCUUAAUAAUAGUUUGGACAGUAUUCAAAACCAAAAACCCAAAUUGGAUAAGGUAGAUGAAGACAUCUAUACUGAAUAUUAUCGUAAAAGUGACAAUUAUUUGCGUGGCUCAAACUUGGACACCAUGGAACCUUUCUGUGUGGGUUAUAUUGCAGCAGUGGUAGCAGCUAGUGAUGGGGCUCUGAUAGUUCCACAAGAUAUCUAUCUGAAGGUUUAUGUUUUAUAUAGACCAGAGAAUACAACGAGUAGAUUCCCUCAACAUGAAGAUUUAAAUGUCGUGUAUUGGAGUGACGAAAUUAAAGAAAUACCGUUCUCUGCAGUAGUUGGGCCCUGCAACUUGUAUUAUGAAAAAAAUAUACCACAACAAGAUUUUUUACACAAAUGGUUAGAACAAGAUCCCAGUAGAUUUUAUUUUAGGAUGGCAUUUGACAAAAGUACAGGACAAAUUACUCCUGUUCCCCAACAUGCUGAAAAUGUUGGACGCACUGAAGAAAUAAAAGGCAAAGGGAAAGGUAAAGGAAAGUCGAGUAAACCUACUGAAACUAACAAUACAAAAAAAGAAGAAUUAGCAAUCCGACGACUAAGAACGUUAGAUGUUUUUGCUGGUUGUGGUGGUUUGUCAGAGGGGUUGCACCAGGCUGGAAUUACGGAGUGUCGUUGGGCUGUAGAGAAUGUCGAAGCUGCCGCACACGCAUAUUCUCUUAAUAAUAAAAACUGCAUUGUGUUUAACGAAGACUGCAAUGCUUUGCUCAAAGAUGCUAUAUCUGGAGCUACUCACAGUGCCGGUGGUCUCCGUCUUCCUAUGCAAGGAGAAGUCGAAUUGCUUUGUGGAGGCCCACCUUGCCAAGGAUUUUCGGGAAUGAAUAGAUUUAACUCUCGCGAAUAUUCGAAUUUUAAGAAUUCAUUGGUGGCAUCCUAUUUAUCAUAUUGUGAUUAUUAUAGACCUAAAUAUUUCAUUUUGGAAAAUGUAAGAAAUUUUGUUGCUUUCAAGAAAGGAAUGGUAUUAAAAUUAACUUUGAGAACGCUAUUGGAUAUGGGUUAUCAGUGUACUUUUGGCAUCCUGCAAGCUGGAAAUUAUGGGGUGCCCCAAACAAGAAGAAGACUUAUUAUUCUGGCUGCUGCCCCUGGAUUCAAACUACCCCUGUAUCCGGAACCAACACAUGUAUUUAGUAGGCGAGCUUGUUCCUUAACCACCACGAUAGAUGGGAAAAGAUUCGUGACAAACAUUCACUGGGACGAGUCUGCACCGCGUCGAACGUGUACGAUUCAUGACGCCAUGAGUGACUUGCCCCGGAUUUGUAAUGGAGCAAACAAAAUUGAAAUCGACUAUGGCUCUAUGCCAGAGAGCCAUUUUCAACGUUUGGUUAGGUCUAAGGACGAAACUGCGAAAUUGCGCGACCAUAUAUGUAAGAAUAUGGCACCAUUAAUACAAGCAAGAAUUUCUAGAAUUCCAACCGCUCCAGGAUCUGAUUGGCGUGAUCUUCCAAACAUAUCUGUUACCCUAUCUGAUGGAACUAAAUGCAAGGUAUUGCAAUAUCGUUACGAAGACAAGAAGAAUGGUCGAUCGUAUAGCGGAGCACUUCGUGGGGUGUGUGCUUGCGCGGCCGGGGGCAUGUGCUCGCCGGCCGAUAAACAAGAGAACACGCUUAUACCCUGGUGCCUGCCUCACACUGGCAACCGGCACAACAACUGGGCCGGCCUCUACGGUCGUAUAUGUUGGGACGGGUACUUCAGUACGACAGUGACGGACCCAGAGCCGAUGGGAAAGCAAGGUCGUGUCCUCCACCCAGAACAGAACCGCGUGGUGUCAGUGCGAGAGUGCGCGCGCUCACAAGGCUUUCCCGACACCUACUUAUUUGCAGGAUCCUUACAGGACAAGCACAGACAGAUAGGAAACGCAGUUCCUCCUCCUCUCGGAGCGGCAUUGGGAAGAGAAAUCAAGAAAGCGUUUACUGCAAGCAUUUCGCAUUAGAGUAAGAAUCAAUUUAUGCAUUGACUUUUUAUAACAUUUUGUGACAUUUUUAUCAUGCGUCUUAUUAAUAUAUACAUUAACAACAAUAUUAUUGUUUUAUUUUACUAUUAAGCUAUCAUAUUAAAAAAUAAAAGUUUUAAUUUGUGGUACCCCAGCUCUGGGUACUCCACACAAAAGGAUAUCUACAAAAUAAAAGAGAAAACUCGAAAGGAAGAUAAAAACGUUAUUAAUAAAGGAAUAGAAAUAUUUACACUAAAUAACUAUUGAAACUCUUAGAUAGCUAUCCGCGC